Molecule: messenger RNA, 1868 nt
Organism: Magnolia sinica
Lineage: Eukaryota; Viridiplantae; Streptophyta; Magnoliopsida; Magnoliales; Magnoliaceae
Product: COP9 signalosome complex subunit 2-like
Exons: 12
Coding region: 186-1505 (439 amino acids)
Biological process (GO): protein deneddylation
Cellular component (GO): COP9 signalosome
Source: RefSeq, a predicted model, not a curated record
CGGAAGAGUGGAGAGAGAGAGACGUUUUCCUUUCCAUCUCUUUCCAAAACCCUCAGAAAUCGUAAUUUAAAAAACCCCAAUCAGAUAUAAAAACCAUCCAAAUUCUAUUCUAUUCUACUGCAAACCACUGCAAAUCAGAAUCCUUGCUGAAACUCGUAGAAUCGCCUUCUUUGAAUCCCGAAAGCAUGGGUUCUGAUGAGGACAUGGAAGACUAUGGAUUUGAGUAUUCCGAGGAAGAACCUGAGGAGCAGGAUGUUGAUAUCGGAAAUCAGUACUAUAACUCAAAAGGCUUGGUGGAAACUGAUCCAGAGGGAGCACUUGCUGGUUUUGCUGAAGUAGUUCGCAUGGAACCAGAGAAGGUAGAGUGGGGAUUCAAAGCUCUAAAGCAAACUGUUAAGCUCUAUUAUCGGUUAGGGAAGUAUAAAGAGAUGAUGGACACUUAUAGGGUGAUGUUGACGUACAUUAAGUCAGCUGUAACACGGAACUACAGUGAAAAAUGCAUAAACAACAUAAUGGACUUUGUUUCUGGGUCUGCAAGUCAGAACUUUGAUCUUCUACAAGAGUUCUAUCAGACCACACUGAAGGCCCUUGAAGAGGAAAAGAAUGAGAGACUCUGGUUUAAGACGAAUCUUAAGCUUUGCAAGAUUUGUUUUGACAGAAGAGAAUAUGGACGGAUGAGUAAGAUCUUGAAGGAACUACACAAAUCUUGUCGGCGAGAGGAUGGUACAGAUGAUCAUAAGAAAGGCACACAACUUUUGGAGGUCUAUGCUAUUGAAAUACAAAUGUAUACUGAAACAAAUAAUAACAAAAAACUCAAGCAACUAUACCAGAAAGCACUUUCGAUAAAAUCAGCAAUACCCCAUCCACGGAUCAUGGGAAUAAUUCAUGAGUUUGGUGGAAAGAUGCACAUGGCAGAGCGCCAAUGGCCAGAGGCAGCAACUGAUUUCUUUGAAGCCUUUAAGAACUACGAUGAAGCUGGGAACCAAAGGCGUAUUCAAUGCCUGAAGUAUUUGGUUCUGGCCAACAUGCUAAUGGAAUCUGAAGUGAACCCUUUUGAUGGACAAGAGGCAAAACCAUACAAAAAUGACCCCGAAAUCUUAGCGAUGACAAAUCUGAUAGCGGCAUAUCAACGGAAUGAUAUAAUGGAGUUUGAGAAAAUCUUGAAGAGUAACAGAAGAACGAUCAUGGACGAUCCGUUCAUCCGAAAUUAUAUUGAAGAUCUGUUGAAGAAUAUCAGAACCCAAGUAUUACUUAAGCUUAUCAAGCCGUACACGAGAAUCAGAAUCCCCUUCAUAUCAAUGGAGCUCAAUGUGCCGGAAAAAGAAGUUGAGUCGCUUUUAGUCUCCCUAAUUUUGGACAACCGAGUUCAUGGGAACAUCGAUCAAGUGAAACGGCUAUUUGAGCGCGGUGACAGAUCGAAGGGGAUAAAGAAAUAUGCUGCAAUAGAUAAAUGGAACACCCAGCUUAGGUCUCUAUACCAAACAGUCACUAACGAGAUAGGUUGAAGAUUCAAGAGGCACAACACACAUCCAUGUUUUGGAGUUCCAUUUUCUGGAACUACAAAUGUGGUGGAAAUCGGGCAUUUGGGAGGCUUUUCAUUCAUCCCGAAAUCCCAUUUCAUAAAUUGUAUUUGAAGCGUUCGACAAGUUGUGAAUAACAAGGUUUUUUUUUUUUUCUCUUCUUCCUUUUUUCGUGUUCGAUUCUUGAGGGGAUUCGUGUAAGCGAAUGUGCAAUUCGAGUAUAUAUUCAUUUUGGAUCACAAAAUGCAAAUGGACAGGCAAGGGCUGUUUCUCAUUUGUCGUUUGGAUCAACCUAUAUGUAUUUUUUUCGGGCAUCAUGAUUACAGGUAUAUAGCUAUUUGGAUGGCU